CAGACAGUUUUGUGUUGUUGUUGUGAAAAUGGAGGAUGUGGCGGAGCUUCUCGCCGUGCUGUUUAUCUGCAUUAUUCUGCACGUUAUGCAGCACAAGAGCCAGUCGCUGGACGUCGCCAAGCAGAUGCGCUCGAAACGGUGUCACCGUUUCUUUACAGAGCUCAAUGCGCGGAGGAGGGCGAGGAGGAAGAUGCUGCUGGGGAUCCUGCCCAAGCCGCGCAGGUCUCCGGUGGUGUGGGCGAGGGAGCGCAGCACCGAGUGGUGGCAGGAGACGGUGCUCGGCUGCUUCACGGAGAUCGACUGGCUGGAGAACUUCCGCAUGAAGAAGAGCACCUUCUUCUACAUCGUCUCUGAGCUGCAGCCUCUGCUGGAGCACCAGAAGACCAAAUUCAGAGACCCGGUGAGCGUGGAGAAGCGGGUCGCCAUCGCGCUCUGGCGCUUCGCCACUAACCUGGAGUACCGCAGCAUCGGCCAGCGCUUCGGCGUGAGCCGCACCACAGUGUACCGCUGCGUCCGGGAUGUCUGCCUGGCCAUCACCAGGGUGCUGAAGCCCAAGUUCCUGAGCCAACCCACCGUGGCUGACUUCCAGAGAGCAUGCGAGGGAUUCAGAGAGAUCUGCGGGCUCCCAAUGUGCGCUGGAGCCAUCGACUGCACCCACAUUCCCAUCAUCGGACCCGAGGAGAACCAUGCAGACUACUACAACGCCCAGGGCUGGCACUCCGUGGUGCUGCAGGGCAUUGUGGAUCACAGGGGCAGGUUCUGGGAUGUGUCUGUGGGACACCCCGGCAACACCCAUGACUCCCAUGCCUUGCGCAUGUCCAGCAUGUGGCAGAAGGCCGGCAGUGGGACACUGUUCCCCAGCCACAGCGAGGAGCUGCACGGCUGCACGCUGAGCUACAUGAUUGCUGGGGACUCGGGGUACCCUCUCAAGCCCUGGCUCAUGAGACCCUACUCCGGCAGGGUGGCGCUGACGGGCCCCCAGCGCGACUUCAACGCCAGGCUGGGCAGGGCGCACGCGGUGGCAGAAGGGGCUUUCGGGAGACUGAAGGGAAGGUGGAGGUGUCUCCUGAAGAGGAACGACUGCCAGCUCCACAUCCUGUCCAGCCUGUUGCGCGCCUGCUGCAUUCUGCACAACAUCUGCGAGGCCAGCGAGGACCGCUUCUUCCAGGACUGGCUGGAGAGCGACAAGGCGGAGGACUUCCCUCAGCCUGUUUGUCAAGCUCGGGACCGGGGGGAGGAGGAGGAGUCUGAACCCAUCAGGAGAGCGCUGUGCCAGUAUCUCAGCUCAGGACUGGGGGAGGGAGGAGUACUCUGAAC
Polyodon spathula (Mississippi paddlefish) is the source of this 1317-nucleotide messenger RNA. Its product is annotated as protein ALP1-like. The record is from RefSeq and is a predicted model, not a curated record. The transcript has 2 exons. Bases 29 to 1315 code for a protein of 428 amino acids. NCBI's taxonomy places the organism in Eukaryota, Metazoa, Chordata, Actinopteri, Acipenseriformes, Polyodontidae.